Ruditapes philippinarum (Manila clam) is the source of this 1443-nucleotide messenger RNA. RefSeq lists its product as uncharacterized. NCBI's taxonomy places the organism in Eukaryota, Metazoa, Mollusca, Bivalvia, Venerida, Veneridae. Bases 282 to 818 code for a protein of 178 amino acids. The record is from RefSeq and is a predicted model, not a curated record. The transcript is spliced from 3 exons.
CUGAGUUAUAAUGCAUUUGACCUUAACCCCUCCAAAGUGUAAUUUGUCUAAAUGAAUAAGCAUAUUUACGAGUCUUUAUCCACUUGAUAUUGAUUUUGUUUUAUCGAGCCCGUAAAACUUGGUAUGCUUCCACGAAAGAUCGGAACAAGGAAGUUAAACGUUUGCCUGGGUAUUUGAUUCAACUAUUUAGUUGAUAACGUUAAAUGUUUAACUAUUCAACGUCUACACUCGGUUAACAUUAUCAAUAAGAACUUCAAGUUUAGAUUAUAAUAACAGACAAAAUGGAGGAUAUAAAGUUGAGUUCAACUAUUUGGAAAGUUAUUUUCUGUGUGGAGAAAAGAGAUAUGACAAACGCGACCAAGCUGUGUAGUGAUGCAAGGAAAGAAUGUGAUCGGUAUUACAGCACGGUCAACCUGCAAGGUACAAAAGCGAUUGAUCGUUUAAAAGAAUUUAUUACAACAGUCGAAAAAGAAGAAAAGAAAAAUUCUAAUAUUAUUGGAAAACAAUUGCAGACAGCUAAAACAGAUUUCGAAAAAGUCAUUCUGCCCUUCCUUAAAGAGAAUAUUAGAAGUAAACAAAAGGCAUCAAAUCAAGGAACACCGAGGAAAAGAAGUGAUGCAACAAAGAAAGAAUACCUGACAGGUCAUGUGAAACACUUUAAAGAAAUAUUUGAUAACCCGUGGGCUGAAGCUCAUGACGCUUUAAAAAGCCAUGGUUUCAGUGAUGAAAAGAUUAUUGCAGGGAUACUUCGUGAAGUAGUAGAGGUAAAUUGUAAAUAUAUCAUGACAAUUGGAAUACUUAGGCUAUAUUCGUAUUAGACAUGUAAGCCAAAUAAAUCGGUUGAUUUGAAAUAUUUUCCUUGACUUUAAGAUUGUUGAAAUGGAAAUCGAUAUUUGCUUGUUAUAAUCACUGGAGUAUAGAUGAUAAUGCAGUUCAUACAUAUGAACAUAUAAAAGAGUAAUUAAUGUAUACUAACUUAAAAAAGCAAGUAAGGAAAUAGAUCUAUGUGAUUAUUAUUUAAGAUCAAUCAUUUUGUUUUGAUUUUGAUAUGAAACAAAUGUUAUUUGGCAUUUGAUUUUAAAGCGGUAUGCUUGUAUAUUCAGUCUAUAUUUUGUGGCAUUUGUACGUAAAGGGUAAAGAUUUUAUUUUUUUAAAAAUUGGCAGCUAACAUAAGGCAAUGCAAUAAGACAUAUUGCUUACCUAAAAUGGGGUAAAAUAUGCAGAAAAGAUCAUUUGGGUAAAGAUUUGGUGAUAACAAUAGGAAAUUAAGAUCGUUUUUUUUUUGCGAUUGGGGUCAUAUAAAAAUGUGAACCAUUAUAUCCAGUGUAAUAUGUAUACAUUUCUCAAAUUCUAUUUACAACUUAUUGAUAAUUUGAAACUUUGUUCUUUGAUCUUGUGGUAAGUAUACUUCAAUUUAAUAAUACUAUUGUUGGCGGGGGUAUU